UGUUCUUCAGAGUCAGGAUGACAGACUGGCAGAAGAGCGAGUCGGGAACAAAGUCUGUGACUAAAAACGAUGGUUUAACUCUGCUUUUCGGAGUAUGACCGAGAGAUUUUAAAGCCACGGAACACGUUUAGGACCGCGGGGGGGUUCCGUUUUUAUUUAUUUAAAAAAUAUAUAUUUGAAACAAACUGUGGUUCGGAUUUACAGCGAGAUCGGUAUGUCCUAAUGUUAACAGCGCGAUAUAUUUGGUUUUUCCAAUGGCGUAUGGACCUUUUUUUUUAAGGCACAUCUUUUUACAUAUUUGGGGUCAAUGGGGGCCCACUGAUCGAAUCUAUAACCACAUCUAGUCUGUUAAAAAAACUGAAUUUAAACGGAAUAAAUACACUGAAUAAAUGUGAUAUAGGAGAAUAACACAUUUCCAAGAUUAUUUCCUGAACGUCUACGUGGUGUAAAAGAAAACGACAUAUUAUUUACUUCGGUGAAGCCCUACAGUGUGGACGGAUUCCAAGAUGACAGGCUCUACCCCCUCGGAAAUGAUUAACCUACGUCUCAUCCUGGUCAGUGGGAAGACGAAAGAGUUCCUGUUCUCCCCCAACGCCUCGGCCUCAGACAUCGCCAAACACGUUUACGACAACUGGCCAAUGGACUGGGAGGAGGAACAGGUCAGCAGUCCUAAUAUCCUGAGGCUCAUCUACCAGGGUCGUUUUCUACAUGGAAACGUCACACUCGGAGCUCUCAAAUUACCCUUGGGAAAAUCCACAGUGAUGCAUUUAGUUGCCAGAGAGACAUUGCCCGAGCCAAACUCCCAAGGUCAGAGAAACAGAGAGAAGACUGGAGAGAGUAACUGCUGUGUCAUCCUGUAAAUACCCUCCUCCCUCCCUCUUUAAUCAUCCACCCUGGAUCCAACCAACACACUGGAUGUCCUGUCCUGCAGUCUCUCUAUCAUGCUGACACACACACACACACACACACACACACACACACACACACACACACACACACACACACACACACACACACACACACACACACACACACACACACACACACACACACACACACACACACACACACACACACACACACACACACACACACACACACACACACACACACACACACACACACACACGGUCUCCUGUGUAUAGAGAAGUUUCCCCCUCUAUCACUUCUGUC
Oncorhynchus keta (chum salmon) is the source of this 1173-nucleotide messenger RNA. Its product is annotated as ubiquitin-like protein 3. Lineage: Eukaryota; Metazoa; Chordata; Actinopteri; Salmoniformes; Salmonidae. Gene Ontology annotation, molecular function: protein binding. The transcript has 6 exons. The record is from RefSeq and is a predicted model, not a curated record. The coding region runs from base 507 to 860 and encodes 117 amino acids.